This is a messenger RNA of Astyanax mexicanus (Mexican tetra), 1444 nucleotides long. It is a transcript of the gene ebi3, whose product is annotated as Epstein-Barr virus induced 3. Gene Ontology annotation, cellular component: membrane. The coding region runs from base 57 to 977 and encodes 306 amino acids. The record is from RefSeq and is a predicted model, not a curated record. NCBI's taxonomy places the organism in Eukaryota, Metazoa, Chordata, Actinopteri, Characiformes, Acestrorhamphidae. Gene Ontology annotation, molecular function: cytokine receptor activity; protein binding. The transcript is spliced from 6 exons.
UGACCAGCAGUCCCGGGCAGGCUACCAGUUGCUUGGCUUUUUUUUAAUGAUCAACAAUGUUCCUGAAGUGUUCUUUACGUACCUUUUGUAUGCUCACUGCCUUCUUCAGUGACGCCUGGAGCCAUGAGACGCCUACUGAGCCUCCAGAGCCAAACUCCUCAAAGGACCUUUAUGCAGCCAUAGGUUCAUCUGUGGAGCUGACCUGUAGAGAUGGAACAUCUGAAGGUUUGGAAUGGAGACAAAAUGGAUCGAUAUUGGUGUCUGGCCCCGUUCUACACCUACAGAACACUAGUCUGAAAGAUGAGGGCAUCUACACAUGCUACAGCGCUAACGGAGAUCCUGUUAAAACAGUUCACCUGAAGCUGGGCUAUGCUCCUUCUCCUCCAGAAGUGAAGUGUUGGGCUCCUAGUUAUCCACUGAAUGCUCUGUGUUCCUGGACUCAGUCACCAGACCCUAUACUGCCAACUCAUUACAUCACCACCUACUGGCAUGUAGAUGACCAACAAGCUCCAUCUGUCCGUUCUUGCCAGAGACUGAGAGAACAGGACAGACAAUGUGUGCUAGAAGAUGAAGAACUCUUCUCACUGAUCCCGUACCUGGUUAACAUCACAGCUGUGAACUCCCUGGGCAGUGCCACCACUAUCCUGCCUGUGUUGCCUGAUCGCAUUGUGAAGCCGGAUCCUCCAGUUAAUGUGAAGGCCACAGCUCUGCCAGGCAACAAGGUCCAUGUGCAGUGGUCUCCCCCACCAACCUGGCCGGACCCGGAGAACUUCAGCCUCAAAUACAACGUGCACUUCUACUGGGGCACGGCUAACUUAGCUAGCACCAUGGGUCCCUAUGAGAUGGACAGCAUGGUUUGGAGUGGGCUGGUGGCGGGACGGACCUACCGGAUCCGUGUGUCUGCCAUGGACGCCAUGGGUUACGGUCAGAGCAGUGAGUGGAGUGACCCUGUGACCAUUACUCUAACCAAAAGCUGAGGUCAGGCACAUAAAAACUGUGUUUUUGGGAGCUGGAUUAUAUGAAAACAUGAGUGAAAAGAGUCAAUGAUAAAUAAAAAAUAAUCAAAUUUAUAAAAAGGCUGUUUGUAAAGGCUGUUCCAUUAUUCUAAGACAUUGUAGAACAUUAAAAACAUUACGUUAACAGAGCAUAAGGUGGUACAGAUACAAGUGUCCUAGGUUGCUGCUAGGGUGUUGCUAGGUGGUCGAUAUAACAUUGUCAGUAUGCUAUCUCUGUUUUUGCUGUGUUACACCAGGUUGCUGUAAGGUUGUUGCUACGGUAUCCCAGAUUGCUACUAUGGUGUUGCUGCUGUGGUGUUGUACAUGAAUGCAGUAUAACAUGCAUAAAACAAAAGAAUUGUCUGAUUGAAAAUACAGAAAUCAGUUUAUUAUUAAUUUGUUCACAUAACAAAAGUUAAAAUUAAAUGUUGUUAGUGGAAAAUGCAAAA